Molecule: messenger RNA, 1246 nt
Organism: Gastrolobium bilobum
Lineage: Eukaryota; Viridiplantae; Streptophyta; Magnoliopsida; Fabales; Fabaceae
Exons: 2
Coding region: 740-1021 (93 amino acids)
Source: RefSeq, a predicted model, not a curated record
GUAAAGAUUCCAGGCAGAAAUGGGUUACAAUUUGGCUCAUAGGCCAGUCUCUUGAACAGAAUAUUGCUGAAAAACUGUACUUGCAAUAUCUGUUUUAUACAUAAACUUCAGUGCUGUGUAUAGUGUGUAUCUUACGUUUUUACAUCAUUUUGUUUAAUAACAAAUAAUAAAUAGUAAUUUUUGCUUGUGGUAAUUUCUGAUUUUUCGUCAACCCUGAACCCCUCCUUCAAAUUCUCUAUCCCCAUGUGGGGUCUACUCACUUAAAUAAAUAAAUAAAUGAGUAGGUUCUACAUAUUUUAUAUUUUCUUUAAAUGAUAUGAGAUACUAAUUUCCUAUAUCAUAAGACUAGUAUUUUCUUUAAAUAAAUUAAGGGCAAUAAUUAGCAGACAGAAUUGAGUCACUGCCAGAUUUGUUCUUUUAUUGAAUAAACCUUGUACGGAUGUACGGAUCCCUAAAUUCUUUUAUUUUUUCCCCCUCAUUACCGAAAGUUUAGCCAAGUCUGAACAAUUAUCUCGGUAAGUUUGAGAACAGGAAGGACCCAAAAAAUUCUAACAACCUCAAUAUUUGGAAUACUAGCACGUGUCAAUGAAGUUUGAGCAACAUCUUGGCAUUGAAUUAGCCAUGAAACCUUGAUCAUGAAUGUGUUCUUUUUUUCUCCUCUGUCUUCUCUCCUACUAUUGAAUUGAAUAAAGAGGUUAUAGAGUAUUCUUACGUGAAGGCUAGCAAAAUAAAAAUAAAAAUGGGAACCCCAAUAGAGAACUCAGACCUAACGUUUCCACCAGCAGACAUUGCUGGGGAACUGAAUCCUGGGAAUAAUACUAAUGUUCAAGUUGAUCCUAUAUCAUCUGAGGUGGCUGCCACCAAGGAAAUGAUGGAACAAGCUGAGGCAGAACAAAGAAAAAAGGAAAGGGAAAAGAAGGAGGCCUUGCAAACAUUAAAAUCAGCAAUUAUAGUUUCAGGCAUAAUUGUUGCCGUGGCAGGUGCUGUCUUUGCCAUAACCAAGAAGUUAAGAGAGAAAUGACCUCUCAUUCCUUACGAGAUGUGGAAGAUUAUAGAGAUUGUUUAGGUUGGUUUUUUAAUUGUCAGGUCUAUUUUAUAUAAAUUAGUUCACAUAAUUUUUGGGUUCAGAAAUAAAUCCUCAGCCCCAACAUAAUUCAUGUUGAAUUGGUCAUCAUGUAUGCUUCUUGCAAUUGUACCUGAUGAUUCAUAUCUGAGUGCAAGUUACGUGUAUUUAGAUACAUCUUCA